AUGAUUUCCCCAAUCGCUCCGAUCUCCCACGAUGUGGUCACCUUCGCCCUAGAUGCUCGAGCAGAUUACGAUGCCUCUGAGCCUCUCUUCAUCGAUGCCCAAGACCCAAGUCGAUCCCUCAAUGGAGUGCAAUUUCCGUUUCUUGUCCGCACACUGAUAGCUGGUCUCAAGGCUCAUGGUGUAGGGAAAGGGGAUUGUGUCGUUGUCCACACAGGAAAUAAUGUUCUAUAUACGGCCCUCUUCCUUGCCAUCAUCGGAACUGGAGGAAUCUACAUGGGCUCCAAUCCUCACAGCUCUGUAGACGAGUUCAACCGUGUCGUUCAUCUGACCAAACCUCGACUCAUUCUUACCGAGGAAGAAGCAUUAUCUACUGUGCUCGCCGUCUCGGACAAGAACAACAUCUCAUCCAACAACAUCUUCCUCAUUAAUGAUGCAAGUAUCGACGCAACUAUCGCCUUUACCCACGGACAAGAGCAACCCUCCAUCCCAACUAAAACCACCCAGUCCUCUCUCCCAACAAUCCUCUCUUUUCUCUCCGAUAAAACCGCUGAUCCGGCGCUCAUCGUGGACCCUGAAACUGCCAAAGCCACACCCGCAGCUCUCUACCUGACCAGCGGCACCACCGGCCUCCCCAAAGCCGCCGUGCUCACCCACGCAGCACUCAUCGCCCGCCACCAGGCAAUCCUCUAUACUCCCCCCUACAAGGUCAGCCGACUCAUCUGCCUACCCAUUUUCCACGUCUUCAGCUCCCUCUGGACGCACCUCUUCCCCAUUCGCUACGGUCACCCUCUCUAUAUUCUACGCGGGUUCCAAAUGCCCGUCUUCCUGGACACCGUGAGACGGUAUCAGAUUAGCGAGACAUAUCUCGUUCCAGUGGUCGUGCACGCAUUGAACCAGGCCCCUGCGUCACUGGACGUUGUCGCCUCGCUUUCAUCGCUCAGAUACAUCGGGCUCUCUGGGGCCCCGAUCGAUCGCGACUCGAUGACUGCGUUCCAAGACAUCCUGCACCCCGAUGCAUGCGCCGGGCAGGUCUGGGGCAUGACGGAGUGCGGCGUCGUUAUUCAGAAUCGGUAUCCUGAGUCCGGAAGAUCGGGACAGGGUGAUCUUGGUAGUAUUGGGCGUGUCUUGCCCGGGUAUGAGGCUAAGUUGGUUUCUACCGCUGCUGUGGGUGAUUCCGAGGAGAGGCCGACAAGAGAAGUUGUCGAGGGUCAGAAUGUUUCUGGGCAAUUGCAUGUUCGGGGUCCAGGACUUUUCAAUGAGUACUUGGGGCAGGAGGAGGCCGUGGUCGAUGAUCAGGGAUGGUUUAGUACGGGCGAUGUGGCGUAUGUGAAUGCCGAAGGGGAUUAUGUGAUUGUGGGCAGGACGAAGGAGCUGAUUAAAGUGAGAGGCUACCAAGUCUCGCCUGCCGAGAUCGAAGCCGUGCUGCUCAAACAUCCGCUGAUCACGGACAUCGCCGUCAUGGGAAUCACUCUUGCUGAUGGUAGUACUGAGGCUCCUCGGGCUUAUGUGGUGCGCACAGGAGGUACGAAAGGCAAAUUGACGGCAGAGGAGGUCUUUGACUUUGUACAGCAGCGGCUGGCGAGCUACAAGGUGCUGGAUGGGGGCGUUUACUUUGUGGAGCGAAUUCCGCGAACCGUGAAUGGAAAGCUGCAGAGGGGGAAAUUGGCAAAGUUGAAUGAGCAGAGAGAGAUGUUGGCUGGACUGUUAGGGAAGUUGAAAGCGGCUAAUUAGGUAGUAUGCAGACUUUGGAUUUAUUGUCG
Aspergillus steynii IBT 23096 is the source of this 1760-nucleotide messenger RNA. Its product is annotated as acetyl-CoA synthetase-like protein. Gene Ontology annotation, biological process: secondary metabolic process. Gene Ontology annotation, molecular function: CoA-ligase activity. The transcript is spliced from 3 exons. Bases 1 to 1731 code for a protein of 576 amino acids. Lineage: Eukaryota; Fungi; Ascomycota; Eurotiomycetes; Eurotiales; Aspergillaceae. The record is from RefSeq and is a predicted model, not a curated record.